UUUCCAAAACAGUACGACGCAAUCUAGCUAACUGAACACACGUUAGAGUCAGCUAGAAAAUUAAUUUAGUUAUUUUGUUAUAAAACACGAAUUUGAAGUCAAUUUUAAGGUUAUAAAAAAGGUUAGGCAUAGAGUUGCGCGCGCUUUUUUGUUUUUUUUAGGCGCGAAGGCGUGUUAGUGUCAUCCUUUGUGUUUGGAAUUGCAAAUACGGCAGAACAGCAAGAAAUGCCUUCCGAGGUGCGAACCGGCAAGUCUCUCCAGCGAGAACUGGCGGACUCCAUCAUCCGGAUGGUGCCAUUGGAUGAGAUCAGGAUCCUGUUAGCUUGUGGAGCUAAGGUGAACGAGCCAGUGACGCAGGGCCUGCGUCCGCUGCACUACGCAAUCUGGCAGCGUUACCUCGAAGCAACCAGAUUGCUGCUAGUCAGAGGAUGCGAUGUGAACGCCAGGGAUGACUGUGGAUACAGCGCCCUGCAUCUAUCAUCGGAGCAUGGCUACACGGAGCUGGUAAAGCUGCUGCUCCAGAGUGGCGCUGCGGUGGACUACCGCCCUGAUACUGGCGAGGAGUUCCCGAGAACAACACUCUGUGAUGAGCCUCUGAGACUGGCUAUCAGAAACAAACAUUAUGAGGUAGCCCGCCUCCUCCUGGAGCACGGCGCGGACCCCAACAAGCGCUACUUCUUCGGCGCCGAGAUCAACCUGGUCUCGGACCCUGAGUACCUUGAGCUGCUGCUGACCUUUGGAGCCAACCCUGACUCCCGUGACCGCGCGGGCCUGACGCCGCUCAUGAAAGCCGCUAGGCAGAGGAAGGGCAUGGAAGCGGUUCUGUUCCUUAUCAGCCACGGCGCCGAUGUGAACGCAAUGGCAGACGCCAGGAACGACUAUCGUACGGUGCUGCACUACGCCGUGCUGAGUGGUAACACAGACGUAGUGAAUCUCUUGGUGAAGCAAGGAGCCAGGGUUAACUACCAGUGCCCGGCGCUGAGCAAGCCCAGCGCGCUCGACCUCGCCAUACUGAAGGGAGACGUGCCGAUGGUGCAGCUGCUGCUGGCUGCUGGUGCCAGAGUAAACUCUUCUAGCUCCGUGAUUGGUUCACCUCUCCACGUGGCCUGCUCAGACAAUAUCACCAAUAGGAAGGAAAUAGUUCAGAUCCUUCUAGAGAGCGGAGCAGACCCGAACCUGAAGGUGUACAACGAUGAUGACGCGACGCAGCUCCGGCCGGCCCUGGCGGAGUACCUCGCCAGCAACGCCGACCCCAGCGGCGAGAUCGUGGCCAUGCUGCUGCGACAUGGCGCCAGGGUAAUUAUGAAAACUCAGUUCCGUGACCCGGAUGGCAUCCUAAACCACCUCCAGAACGUCACCGCGGAAGAAUACGAGCACAUCUUCUACCAACUUCUGGAAGCCGCCGAGUCCUUCGAUCUUUGCAUGAUAAAGAGAAAUAGCAGUCUCAACCCUAUUCAAAAACAAACCCUAAUCGAACGAGCUAAGACUCCUAUUUCCUUGCUCGCUCAAACUAGAAUCUUCUUCCGUAGGCAGUUAGGCAAUUUGCUCGUGGAAUUAGCUCCCAAGUUCGAAAUACCGAAAACCCUGCACCAUUAUUUGCUGUUUGAGUGCAGUUAAAGAUAUUUUUGUAAUUUUAAUGGAUUUUUAAUUCGGCACAAGAUUUCCUUGGCCUUUUGUCGGUGUUGCCAGAAAAAGCUAGUGUCCCCUGAUUGUGGGGAAUUGAUUGGAUUGUGAGGACCGUGAAAAGGAACGGUAAAAUAUCGGAAAAUAUAUUUUGUAUUUUAUAAGUCUAUUAUUGUAUAAGUUUGACACUUACGUCAAUUGUGUUGUUUUAUCGCUCUGUUUUUAUAUUAAAUUUUUUUUUUGCUAAAUUGUAGAGCGAAAUAUUUUAAUGCGACAUUGAUAUUAUCAAAGAUAGAUAUAACUCUGUAAUAGAUGGUACCUUUGGCCUACUCUCGUCAAAUAUUGCAAAUAAAAAAAACAUUUAUCCAUAUAAUAUAUCCAUUUAUCACAUUUUUUGAUAUUUUUAUUUUUAGUUUUAAUCGUGUGUCGAUAGAUGGCAGUGAAUUUACUGUGGCUACAUAUGACAGUACCGCUCUAUCCUAUUAUAUCCUCUUUGAUUAUAUUUGUAUGCAUUAAAUUAUGUUUUCAUUUGAACUUUUAUUAUUUCGACUACUUCUGUUCGAUUUUUUUUCGCUUAUGUUAAGAUUACCGCGAAGAUGUCCUAUUUCUAUUUGUAUUGUGUAGUUUUAUCCAUUUUGUAGUCUGAUUACAUUAUUGCUAUGUGAUACAUUGUGAUAUAUGAUUAUAAUUAAGUUUCUACUUGUGAUCGUGCAUGAUCUCAGGUAUAUUAUUCUCCUGCGACCUGCGACUGUAUUUUGAAAAUAUAUGCCUGAAGAAGAA
Messenger RNA from Cydia strobilella, 2403 nucleotides. Its product is annotated as ankyrin-3-like. Gene Ontology annotation, cellular component: nucleus; cytoplasm. Gene Ontology annotation, molecular function: protein binding. The transcript has 10 exons. NCBI's taxonomy places the organism in Eukaryota, Metazoa, Arthropoda, Insecta, Lepidoptera, Tortricidae. Bases 226 to 1617 code for a protein of 463 amino acids. The record is from RefSeq and is a predicted model, not a curated record.